Molecule: messenger RNA, 2394 nt
Organism: Drosophila albomicans
Lineage: Eukaryota; Metazoa; Arthropoda; Insecta; Diptera; Drosophilidae
Product: proton-coupled folate transporter
Exons: 7
Coding region: 377-1924 (515 amino acids)
Biological process (GO): transmembrane transport
Cellular component (GO): membrane
Molecular function (GO): transmembrane transporter activity
Source: RefSeq, a predicted model, not a curated record
UAGAAAGUUUCAAAAGCGCAAAAAGUUAUUGUGCAUUACUGAGCUACAAUUUUAUUAACUAAGCAGCAAUGCGAGGAGUAUAAACAGUAACGGAAUUCAAGUAUUAUUAAGCUAAAUUACACACACACACACACACACACAGAUAAAAUAAACCAGUGGAAGUGGACGCGUCAGCGUCGCAUAUUGUAAAGAGCGUUUAUUGUUUUUAGUGACUGCGUUGAGCUCGACGCGCACAGAUUAUGCGAUAAAAGUUCGAGUUAUGGCAAAAACAACAUCAGAAUGAGUUGCUAGUUUCUUUGUCUACAAAAUAAUCAAACAUUACUGUUUCAAAUCGAACUUCUAAUAUUUUUGGAAACAAAAACGCGAAAUCACCAAAAUGAGUCGAUCCGAUGAAGCGCAUUUGGUGAGCGAUAACGAAGAUGAGGAGUUUGUCUCCAACGAUACACCACGGCUCCUGGAUGCCGCCCACUCAGGACCAGAAGCAGAUCUUAAUCCCGCAAAUGCAGCUGCAACUCCUGAAGACAACAGCUCAGGAUUAGGCCCGGCCAAAUGGUUUAUACUGGAGCCAGCAGUUUUCUUCAUAUUCAUGGCCCGCAGUUUGAUUGGGGCGGUUAUACAGAAUCAGAUACUGUACCAGACCUGUGUCACUAUCAUGCACUACAAUGAAUCGGACUGCGAGCCGCUGCUGGGCAACGAUCGUGGCUCUGAAGCUACCAAAAAACUGGAAGUUAAGGUGCAAUCUUAUUCGGCUGAUAUAACGAUGGCAAUUUCUUUACUGGAAAGUAUUAUACCCGCAUUCGUUAGCCUUUUCAUUGGUCCAUGGUCGGAUAAGUUUGGACGUCGUCCGAUUUUGUUAACUGUGUUUACAGGCUAUGUUGCUGGUGCAACGAUUCUAAUUGGCAUUGCGGAGGUGACGACGUUCAGGAACAUAAGUCCAUGGUGGUUCCUGCUGCCCUCCGUGCCGUCCGUUUUAAGUGGUGGCACCUGUGCGCUUAUUACCGGCAUUUAUUGCUACAUCUCGGAUGUGGCGAAUGAAAAAAGACGCGCAGUGCGCAUGGUGCUCAAUGAAGCAUCCCUCUGCACGGGCUUGAUGGUUGGUAAUGUGGCAAGUGGUUAUAUAUAUGCUUUUACUGGCUCGGUUAUUCUCUUUGCCAUUGCUGCGGGAUUAAUGCUUCUGGGAUUGAUUUAUGUGGUCUUUCUGGUGCCGGAGAGCUUGCCACCAGAGCAGAUGCAUCACGGAUCAAAAAUACGCGAGUUCUUCCGCUUUAGCCUUGUCAAAGAUCUGGUGCGCACCUGUUUGCUGCCCCGCGCUUACUUCGAUCGAGCCAUCAUCUGGCUAACGAUGAUUGCUCUCACCAUUAGCAUCUUCGACAUGGAGGGCGAGAAUACGGUGAGCGUGCUCUUUAUGCGCGAACAAUUCAACUGGACCAUCAAGGAGAUUAGCCAGUUCAAUGCCGCACGCAUUAUCAUUCAAAUUGUGGGCAGCGUGGCAGGCAUGUUUGUGCUACGACGAGUGCUGCGCGUGUCCACUGUCGGCAUUGCGAUGCUGGCCCUCGCUGCUUGCGUUCUCGAGAGCACCGUGAGGGCAACGGCCACGGUACCGAUAGAGAUGUAUGUUGGCAUGACGCUGGGCAUGAUGCGUGGCGUCCUCGGUCCUAUGUGUCGAGCGAUACUUUCGCAUGUGGCACCAGCUACAGAUGUUGGCAAAAUAUUCGCGUUGACUACAUCCAUGGAAAUGGUGUCACCUUUGGUAGCUGCGCCACUUUAUACGGCUGUCUACAAAGCGACUGUUGGCUCUUAUCCGGGUGCAUUCAACUUCAUCAGCGCCGGCAUGGCAUUUCUCUGCUACAUUCUAAUGGCCAUCAUCUUUGGCAUUGUCAAGUCGAUGGGCAGUGGCAGCCCCUAUAAACAGAUUGGCAGCUAAUCGAAGAGAGAGAAUUAGUUACCUUGGCUGCUGGGGCUUAGUUCAAUUUUAUCUACCUUACAGACAAUUAAUGGACUCCAUUUGCUUAAAAUAUGUGAUGUCUAGACACAUUUUUAAAAGACGAUCAGUUUGAUAUUCCACAAGUAUUAUCGUGGUAAAUAACUGUUUUUUUAUAUGUACAUAUAUAAAUAUUUGUUGAACACAAGAUUUUAUAAAUCAAUUUUUUGUGAAUGUACUCGAAAUUGUGAUUGUGAUUGUUUGUCAAUACUUUUUUAUUAACUGCCGUUGCAACUGACAAUAUUAGAAGUACACUGAUUGCUGAGACCAAUAAAUCUGUAAAUAUCAAUACCGAAAAUUAACGAACAGUAUAUCAAAAUAAAAAUACAUAUAAGAUCUCAUGAACUGAUAGUUUAACGCAGUUGAGAGUUCCCCGUUUGCCACCACCUUUGAAAAUAAAUAGUCUUAAAAAU